This is a messenger RNA of Penicillium longicatenatum, 1311 nucleotides long. Its product is annotated as SEC14 family lipid-binding protein. The record is from RefSeq and is a predicted model, not a curated record. NCBI's taxonomy places the organism in Eukaryota, Fungi, Ascomycota, Eurotiomycetes, Eurotiales, Aspergillaceae. Bases 1 to 1311 code for a protein of 436 amino acids. The transcript is spliced from 4 exons.
AUGCUUUGGCGAACAAAGUCCAACCACAGCCAGGCGGAGGACCUCUCGCGCACCGCAUCCGCGUCCAACAAUGACCCUGCCGCCUCCGCCACCGCGGCCGCGGGCACAGCAUGGCUUGCGGGUCACUUGAAACACCUGACACCGGAGCAAGAAGAGAAGCUUGUCGAGUUCAAGAAGGUCUGUGCUGAGCGUGGAUACUACACCGUCGCUGUGGAAUCAGCGGAGGGUGUAGAGGAGAAGCCUGCCAGUCAUGAUGAUGCGACCUUGCUGCGCUUUUUGCGCGCUCGGAAGUUUGAUGUCGAGGGUGCGUGGGCUCAAUUCAAGGAUACAGAGGAUUGGCGCAAAGAGAAUGCUAUUGAGGCGUUGUACGAGAACAUCGGCGUGGACUCGUACGAGGCGGCUCGACGCAUGUAUCCGCAAUGGACUGGUCGUCGUGACCGUCGUGGUAUCCCUAUCUACGUCUUCGAGAUCCGCCACCUCAACUCCAAGGAAAUGGCCGCCUACAACUCCACCAUGAGCACUGGUACCCCCGAGACUCAUAAGUCGUCCUCUGUCCCGGCGCGCUUGCUCAACUUGUUCGCUCUGUAUGAGAACCUUCUUGGGUUUGUCAUGCCACUAUGCUCGGCACUGUCUCGACCUAAUCCCGAGACGCCGAUCGUGACCUCCACCAAUAUUGUCGACGUGAGUGGAGUUGGGUUGAAGCAAUUCUGGAACUUGAAGAGCCACAUGCAGGAUGCUAGUGUGUUGGCGACGGCUCAUUAUCCUGAGACGCUGGAUCGUAUCUUUAUUGUGGGAGCUCCGGGUUUCUUCCCUACUGUUUGGGGCUGGAUCAAGCGCUGGUUUGACCCAGGAACCACUUCUAAGAUCUUUAUCUUGUCCGCCGCCGAGGUGCAGCCUACUCUUGCAUCUUUCAUGGACCCCGCCAGCAUCCCAAAGCAAUACGGUGGCGAGUUGGAGUGGCAAUGGGGCGACAUGCCUAACCUGGACGAGCCGGCUAGCGCGUUGCUGCAGGGCGCUCAGGUUCAAGGCGAGGGCGAUAAGAAGAGCCUUCUGAAGGGACCUAUGCUGUUCAAGGGCGAUCAGAUCGAGGUGGUGGGCACCGAAAACGGCAAAGACCGCCGAAAUACCAUCCCCGUUCCCCAGACACAGCAGCAAAAGCCUACCUCGGAGACCAACGAAAAUGCCGACAAGCCUCUCGAAUCUGCGAGCGACGCUGAAUCUACCCCCGUUCCGACGCAGAACGAGAAGGUAGCGGUCAACAUUGAUCAGGUGUCAGCCGAGGAGGCUCAGACUACCACCGCUGCGGCAUAG